UGCGUAAAAUGUAUAGUUGUGCAAUAGAUGUAGUUUUCUCUCUGCAUCUUUACUCACUUGAGAGGUGGACUGCACUUUUAUUUUAGUAAGCACCUUUGUGAAAACAUCGUAGCUGAGAGAUUUAUUCAACUGUUUCUUUUCAGAUGCUUUUUUAUUAUUUUUGAUCAAGUUACAAGAUCAAGAUGGUCAACACAAAAGAAGAAGUUUCAGCCACUGAGCCAGUUUCAGCCACUGAGCAAAGGACAAAAUUCAUCUGGUCACCAAAGGGGAUGAUUUUAGCUCUUGAAAUUGCUCUAUGUUUCAUCACGAUUAUUUGUAAAGCAACCUCUCUUCGAUGCUACUUGUGGUGCCCCAUUGUAGACCUGGUCUGGGCCAUUAUCAUCUUCAUCAUUUAUGGCAUGGAACUGCAGAUACGGGCAUUGCCAUGGACGGACUUCUUCAGAGCAAUCACAGGCUCACUCACCUUACUAAUUACUUCUAUUCUCUGCAUUAGCUGGGCAUUUCCAAGUUCUGGGGAAGUUGCUGGUUCGAUUUUUGGUUUGCUGGCAGCAGCAGUAUUCGGAUAUGAUACUUUUGGCAUAAUGAAAUACAUCAAGGAACUGAAAGAGCAGGGGAGGGAUAUUAAUUUCAUUUUGAUAUAAACAUUGGAAAAAAUGGAAUACAACAGGAGCUCAUAAGGAUUCCACAAAUGUUUUUUUUUUUUUUUUUGUCAUGUCAUGUGUAAAUGUAAAAGUCUUUAAAGUUAUGUCAUUAAAGAGUGCAAUUAUUAGCCUUUUA
Messenger RNA from Megalobrama amblycephala (Wuchang bream), 777 nucleotides. RefSeq names its product proteolipid protein 2a (gene plp2a). The transcript is spliced from 6 exons. The record is from RefSeq and is a predicted model, not a curated record. Gene Ontology annotation, cellular component: membrane. NCBI's taxonomy places the organism in Eukaryota, Metazoa, Chordata, Actinopteri, Cypriniformes, Xenocyprididae. Bases 183 to 641 code for a protein of 152 amino acids.